CAUUCCUUUUGUCCAAGAUGGCGGAGUUGACACAGGUUCACUGAUUCUAAAUAUGUUUUUAAACGCGUUUAUACUUUUAUUUCGGAAUACAUGCAAAGUCUUUAACGUCGCGAACAUUAGUUACAAGUUACUAACGUCCGUUUAAGUGUAACGUCUCCCAAAACUAAGGAAUUUGCUUCCAGAUCGGAUUUUUUUUUCUGCAGACACUGACUGGCUGGCUAGCUAGUUAGCUAAAAAGUUUGGGCAUCGUUUGAAAAUGAAGCGACAGGCCGGGAGGGACACCAGUCCUAGUAGGACUUUAGCGAAACGAAUACGGGAAAGAGAGCGGGCCCGGGACGGGGCACGGAGAGAGGACCUGCCGCUCCCACCACUUGCUUUGCUGCUCGCUGAAAGCGGGAGGCAACAUGCUCGGAGUAGGAGCAGGGAACGAGAAAAGACACGGCUUCGGGAGGAGCGUGGAGGCGCCGGAGACCACCUCCACCACCGACAACAACACCACGACCUCGGUCUCAUCGGCCGACCCCUUCUCCGGACUACAGCCGUCCUGCCUAAAGGCAAAGCAGCAGCCGAACUACUGGGCCUCAGGGGGGGACCGGGGGGGACUGUGGAAUACAAAUCGUUGCUCAUUAGCAAUCUCGGCUCGGUGCUAUCUGACGAGCACGUUGAAGACGGACUGUUUCACGAGUUUAAAAAGUUUGGGGACGUUAGUGUGAAACUCUCACACACUCCAGAACUAGGCCGAGUCGCCUACGUCAAUUUCCGGCACCCGGAGGACGCUAAAGAGGCCAGGCAUGCCAAAACCAGGUUAGUACUCUAUGACCGCCCCCUCAAAGUAGAGCCCAUGUACGUCCGGCGGCGCAGCUGCACGCCGCCGGAUAUGGGCUAUGUUCCCAUCCAUGACGCCCCAUAUCCCUCUUAUAGACAGAGGUCCCUCUCCCCCUGCGCUGGAGUUAGUAGUAUCGGAGAUAUCCGACCACCAAGACAUUACCAUGUAGAGGGACUGGGACUGAGCAGAGAGAGGGAGAGGAUCUUAGAUUACUAUGGGAUGUUAGACGAGAGGGGACGGCCAUAUGGACUGCCAGUACCUGAGUAUGAUGACAUAAAACCAGAGGAUGAUGCGAGGGCGUGCAGGAACUUGUUCAUAGGCAACCUGGAUCACAACGUCACCGAGGGCGAGCUGAGGAGAGGCUUCGAUAAGUACGGCAUCAUCGAGGAAGUUGUGAUUAAACGACCGGCGCGUGGUCAGGGGGGAGCCUACGCUUUCCUCAAAUUCCAGAACUUAGACAUGGCUCACCGGGCUAAGGUAACCAUGCAGGGCCGCGUGAUUGGCGGGAACCCGGUGAAGAUAGGCUACGGUAAGGCCAACCCUACCACCAGACUUUGGGUAGGCGGGCUGGGACCCAGCAAUUCCCUGGCAGCCCUGGCCAGAGAGUUUGACCGUUUUGGCAGCAUCCGGAACAUAGACUAUGCGAAAGGGGAUAGUUUUGCCUACAUUCAGUAUGAGAGCAUAGAUGCCUCCCAUGCUGCAUGUACUCAGAUGAGAGGAUUCCCUCUAGGAGGCCCAGAGAGGAGGCUGAGGGUGGACUUUGCCAAGGCUGAGGAGCCCCUGCCUCGUAGUUACCCAACAGAAUACCAGCCCCCUGUGCCUCUACCUGCCCACCUGGACCUGCUGAGGCUUCGCGACCGUAGCCUGGAGAGAGAGCUACGCGCCCGGGACCGCUCGCCCCCCUCCCACGCCCUGUUCACCCAGCGGGAGAGAGAGAGAGCUAUGCUGGACAGGGGGGACAGAGAGUUCACCUCUCCAACAAAUAGCCUGGAGCGCAGGGGGGGUGAAGCAUUUGGGGGGUCUCGUGGUGGCCGAGGGGACCGGGCAGCCCGGAGCCGAAGCAGAGAGCGCUGGCUGAAGGAGAGGGACGCAGAGCGGGCUGGGACGGAGAGACGCAGACGCAGGUCCCUCUCCCUUGACGGACCCUCUCAGGAGAAGGAGAGGGGCAUGUCCAAGGUGAGAGGAAGAGCAGGAUCAGCUUCUCCAGAGGACAGCCCAGACAGAGCCAGGGUCCGGGCCCCAGACUCUACCACCGAGCCAAGGGGACAGAGCCCUGACAGCAGCCGCCACUCCAACGAGGACCGGGUCGGCCAGGACGGCCACGAGACGUCCUCCAGCCGGAACCGCCACAAGAAGACUGGAGGAGACAGAGAGAAGGACCGUGACCGCAACCACCGGGCCAGUGACACAAACCACACCUCCGACACACUUAAUAAAGACCCCAGAACACCCAGCAUGCUGUCGGAGUGUGCCACCACCCUCAGCAAAGCCUGGCACGGUCACUUCACCCUGAAGAACUCCUGCUUCCCCACUAACAUGCACCUGCUGGAGGGAGGCUCCGGGUUCUUCCACUCUGUCAUGAAGGACAACCAGGCCAAGGGGAAACUGACCCAGCUGAAGAUCGCCCAGCGACUGAGGAUGGAUCAGACCAGGUUGAACGAGGUCACCAGGAGGAUCAAACAUGGUGGCUCCGAGGGCUACGCUGUUCUCCUGGCCCUCCAGGACCCCGUCGACCGCGAGGCCCCUCCACCUGAACCAGGCCUACAGAUCAGACUCCUCCGUCACCUGGUCACCUACCUGAGAAACAAGGAGGCUGCAGGAGUGAUCAGUCUACCAGUAGGUGGGGCUAAAGGGGGGUGCAAGGGAGGUAUGCUGUACGCCUUCCCUCCCUGUGACUUCUCCCAGCAGUUUCUCCAGAGUGCACAUCGGACUUUGGGGAAUCUGGAUGAAGAGCACCUGGUGGUUGUUAUUGUUAACGACUCUGCCUAACUUAGACACAAGACACCUCUUUAUGGUGUUGGCUGUCAAUGUUAUUACACCCGCGUUAACAACAGACAGCUGUCAGUAGGGCUGGGAAUUGUCAGGGACCUCGCCGCACUUAGUUGCCGAUAUGUAUUGUGAUUCUCACGAUUCUAUUUUUUAUUGUGAUUCUCACGAUUCUAUUUGUAUUGUGAUUCUCACGAUUCUAUUUGUAUUGUGAUUCUCACGAUUCUAUUUGUAUUGUGAUUCUCACGAUUCUAUUUGUAUUGUGAUUCUCACGAUUCUAUUUGUAUUGUGAUUCUCACGAUUCUAUUUGUAUUGUGAUUCUCACGAUUCUAUUUGUAUUGUGAUUCUCACGAUUCUAUUUGUAUUGUGAUUCUCACGAUUCUACUUGUAUUGUGAUUCUCACGAUUCUACUUGUAUUGUGAGUCUCACGAUUCUACAUGUAUUGUGAUUCUCACGAUUCUAUUUGUAUUGUGAUUCUCACGAUUCUAUUUGUAUUGUGAUUCUCACGAUUCUACAUGUAUUGUGAGUCUCACGAUUCUACAUGUAUUGUGAUUCUCACGAUUCUAUUUGUAUUGUGAUUCUCACGAUUCUAUUUGUAUUGUGAUUCUCACGAUUCUAUUUUUUAUUGUGAUUCUCACGAUUCUAUUUUUUAUUGUGAUUCUCACGAUUCUAUUUGUAUUGUGAUUCUCACGAUUCUAUUUGUAUUGUGAUUCUCACGAUUCUAUUUGUAUUGUGAUUCGAUACUGUGAUUUCGUUGCGAUUCGAUGUUCCAAUCAUAUUGCACACACCAUAUGUCUGCUGCAGAGGGACAAGAGAGAGAGCCAGGAGAUAAAGACUUUUGGUCAAUCAUGGAAAUAAAAGUGCUAAAAAAACAAAUGGACUCCCAAUUUAAAAAGAAGAUGGAGAACAACAUUAUGAAGGAAAAAUACUGGAUUUUUUUUUGUGCCGGGACAGCCAACCAACUAGCACUAAACUAACAUUACGAGAUUGUCAAAAUGUAUACGAUAUGUCGUCAAAUAAUAUCCCAAUAUGUAACUAGAUUUUUUUUUAACUAAGACACAGGUGGUGUUGGGGGCUAUCAGUGUCUCUGUGGGGGUGUUGGUGGCUAUCAGUGUCUCUGUGGGGGUGUUGGUGGCUAUCACUGUCUCUAUGGGGGUGUUGGUGGCUAUCAGUGUCUCUGUGGGGGUGUUGGUGGCUAUCAGUGUCUCUAUGGGGGUGUUGGUGGCUAUCACUGUCUCUAUGGGGGUGUUGGUGGCUAUCACUGUCUCUAUGGGGGUGUUGGUGGCUAUCAGUGUCUCUGUGGGGGUGUUGGUGGCUAUCAGUGUCUCUGUGGGGGUGUUGGUGGCUAUCAGUGUCUCUAUGGGGGUGUUGGUAGCUAUCAGUGUGUCUAUGGGGGUGUUGGUGGCUAUCAGUGUCUCUAUGGGGGUGUUGGUAGCUAUCAGUGUCUCUGUGGUGGUGUUGGUGGCUAUCAUUGUCUCUGUGGGGGUGUUGGUGGCUAUCAGUUUCUCUAUGGGGGUGUUGGUGGCUAUCAGUGUCUCUGUGGGGGUGUUGGUGACUAUCAGUGUCUCUAUGGUGGUGUUGGUGUCUAUCAGUGUCUCUAUGGGGGUGUUGGUGGCUAUCACUGUCUCUAUGGGGGUGUUGGUGGCUAUCAGUGUCUCUAUGGGGGUGUUAUAGGGACUGAGUGGCUAUGAUCUUCUAUAACACUUCUGAUCGCUCACCCAUCACCACCACAUGGUGUACCUAUCCCCCUUCCAGACUGUCUGUGUCUGUAUAGGGGGCCACACAGUGAACACACUGAAGCCACCCCUAGAGGACGUGAUUGUUUGGCCGUCUCUCGAUGUCGCUACUUCCCAUGUACAAACGGAGACAGAGCUGUGUCUCUCCAAACAUGGGCACUUCUGACUCUUUGAGACAGACUCUCGGAGGUCAGGCAGACAUGAUUUGUAUAUAGUCUCGUGCGUUAGUGAAACACGACUAGUGAAACACGACUAGUGGGAUUGUUGUUCAUACAUACUGUUGUAUAUUUUUUUUUCAUGUGGAAUUGACCAAGCAGUUUAUCUGGCUACUUCCACAGCGGUAGUAUAAUUCACAUGAUGAUUGUUUUGCAUGUGUGACUUAUUUUUCUUCUGUUUUUUAUUGAACCAUUCCUGAAGGUCCCAUGUUUGUCUUUUUUUUUUUUUGAGAGAGAAUGGUGUGCUCUAAUUGGCUGUUGCAUGCAGUUGUUUUUCUACAGAUUCUACCGUGCGGCUGGUGUUCUGCUGCCGUUGAUUUGCCGUUGAUUUGAGACCGUUUUUGUUUUUAAAUACUGUUUCAGCUCACAGAUAUUAUUUCUUAAUAGUUCUGUCUUUGUUCCUAAUGUGAUAUUUUCACGUUCCAUUACUGGUAUGUUUAGCCCUUUUUUUAAAAGCGUUUUAAUACACUAUCCACCUUUACAAUGUACUGAAUGAGCCUAUAGCCUAUUUGCAUGUGAUUUGAACUCUCUAGUGUGAUUUGCUGUAAGGCAGAAUGGAUUGUAAUCUACCUCUACAAUUAUUUUAGUCAGUUGUUUUUUUGUAAAAUAUUUUUUUUUUUUAAAUCACAAACAUACAAUGCAAAUGAUACCCCACCCUCUUGAUCUUUGUUGGAGUCGGUUUAUUAUUAUUAUUACAAUGUAUUAUGUCUCCCAGCAGUUUCUUAGAUCAGAACGUGUCACAACACUAAAAAUACACUUUAAAAAAUAUAUAUGUAUUUUACCAGUUGAGGUGAAUUGAAUUAUUCGUAUUUUUUUUUAAACAUUUUGACUCACGGGUAUUUAUAUUAGAGAGAACACCAAAACCUGUCUGUUUCAAUGAUAAUUAUGGUCAUUUUAAUGUAGAUUUGAAGAAAGACAACCAUCACCUGAAAUAAUGGAACAGGAAGUCGAAUGGUUUGACGGAAAGUCGUAUGUGCGUCCCAAAUGGAACCCUAUUCCCUACAUAGUGCACUACUUUAGACCAGAGCCCUAUGGCACCCUAUUCCCUAUAUAGUGCACUACUUUAGACCAGAGCCCUAUAGAACCCUUUUCCCUACAUAGUACACUAAUUGUUUUGGGUAGAGCACUGGUCAGAAGUAGUCUACUGUGUAGAGAAUAGGGUGCUAUUUUUAGGAUGCAUCCUUUGUCACUACAUGAUGUGAGACUGGUGUUAGACUCUACUGCCGUGUGAAGUUCCUUUAAACUGGUGUUACUCUACUGCUGUGUGAAGUUCCUUUAAACUGGUGUUAGACUCUACUGCCGUGUGAAGUUCCUUUAAACUGGUGUUAGACUCUACUGCCGUGUGAAGUUACUUUAAACUGGUGUUACUCUACUGCUGUGUGAAGUUCCUUUAAACUGGUGUUAGACUCUACUGCCGUGUGAAGUUCCUUUAAACUGAUGUUAGACUCUACUGCCGUGUGAAGUUACUUUAAACUGGUGUUAGACUCUACUGCCGUGUGAAGUUACUUUAAACUGGUGUUACUCUACUGCUGUGUGAAAUUCCUUUAAACUGGUGUUAGACUCUACUGCCGUGUGAAGUUCCUUUAAACUGAUGUUAGACUCUACUGCCGUGUGAAGUUACUUUAAACUGCUGUGUGUGAAGUUCCUUUAAACUGGUGUUAAACUCUACUGCCGUGUGAAGUUACUUUAAACUGCUGUUAGACUCUACUGCCGUGUGAAGUUCCUUUAAACUGCUGUUAGACUCUACUGCCGUGUGAAGUUCCUUUAAACUGCUGUUAGACUCUACUGCCGUGUGAAGUUCCUUUAAACUGGUGUUACUCUACUGCCGUGUGAAGUUCCUUUAAACUGGUGUUACUCUACUGCCGUGUGAAAUUCCUUUAAACUGGUGUUAGACUCUACUGCCGUGUGAAGUUCCUUUAAACUGCUGUUAGACUCUACUGCCGUGUGAAGUUCCUUUAAACUGGUGUUAGACUCUACUGCCGUGUGAAGUUCCUUUAAACUGCUGUUAGACUCUA
Molecule: messenger RNA, 6778 nt
Organism: Salvelinus fontinalis (brook trout)
Lineage: Eukaryota; Metazoa; Chordata; Actinopteri; Salmoniformes; Salmonidae
Product: putative RNA-binding protein 15B
Exons: 1
Coding region: 257-2815 (852 amino acids)
Biological process (GO): regulation of alternative mRNA splicing, via spliceosome
Cellular component (GO): nucleus
Molecular function (GO): mRNA binding
Source: RefSeq, a predicted model, not a curated record